Gordionus sp. m RMFG-2023 is the source of this 959-nucleotide messenger RNA. Its product is annotated as serine/arginine-rich splicing factor 12-like. Gene Ontology annotation, cellular component: nuclear speck; cytoplasm. Gene Ontology annotation, biological process: mRNA splicing, via spliceosome. Bases 45 to 653 code for a protein of 202 amino acids. Lineage: Eukaryota; Metazoa; Nematomorpha; Gordioida; Chordodea; Parachordodidae. The transcript has 5 exons. Gene Ontology annotation, molecular function: RNA binding. The record is from RefSeq and is a predicted model, not a curated record.
CAUUUUUAUUUCUAAACCUAUUUAAUUUUGACAAAGUAUACGUAAUGUCAAGAAGAAGAGAUAGAAAUCGCAUUUCUUCUUUAUAUUUAAGAAACCUAAGCUAUAAUACCACGAUUGAGGAUCUACGCCCAAUGUUUGUUAAAUUUGGUCCUGUAAAAGAUAUUUAUAUACCUCGGGAUUAUUAUACAAAAGAAGCUCGUGGUUUUGCAUAUAUACAAUAUCAGGAUUGGCGAGAUGCUGAAGAUGCUCUAUAUGAACUUAAUAGAGUUGUUAUAAAAGGUAGAGAAGUUGAAAUAGAAUUUGCUCAAGGAGAUAGAAAAACUCCUUACGAAAUGAAGGGUAGAGGUCGGGGAGAAGUUAGGAGAAGCGGCUGGAGAAAUAGGGAGAGCGCUUCUCAAAGCCCUGACAGUAGGAGUAGAUCGGGUUCUACAUCUUCGCCAAAGCAUUAUGGUAGAAAAAAAGAAACAUCCAAAAGAAAGUCGGAAAGAAGUUUUACCAGAAGUCGCUCAUCCAGUCGUAGCCGUGAUAGUUUUUAUGAUAAGAAUGGUAGCAGAAGUCAUACUAAGAGUCCCCAUUUUGCCAGUCAGCAAAAUGGCAAACGCAGAGCCAGAAAACGAUCUCUUACUCCAUCAUCCAGAUCAAGAUCACGAUGAACAUGUCGAUCAGAUUUAACAUAUAUUCUUAUGCUCUUUCAUAAAUAUAUUUUUAAAUCUAUAUGUUAAUUUUUUUUCAUAAUACAAUAUUUUAUUUGUUUGUUAACUGUUCCGGCAGAUAUUUUAAUAACAUUACUCCCUACUUUAGAUCAUAAUGAUUAUUUUUGGAAUAUAUCUUGACUUUUUACUCUAUUUAAUAUACUGUAUAUCCUAUGUAGGUUGGAAUAAAUCCAUAGUAUAGAGUUUAUAUAAAAAAUUCUUUCUUUAUAACAUAUCAAUAUAAUCUUAAUCUUAGUCACCUGUUUA